AUGGCCGCCGGCCGCCGGCUGCCGCUGUCCGCGCUGCUGCUGCCGCUGGCCUGCGCCGCCCUGGCCCCGCGUACUCUCACAGAGAAGCAGCUGGCCUGCCUGCUGCCCCCCGACGAGGGGCCCUGCCGGGCCCUGGUGCCGCGCUGGUACUACGACAGGUACACGCAGAGCUGCCAGGAGUUCACCUACGGGGGCUGCCACGGCAACGCCAACAACUUUCUCACCCUCGAAGACUGCGAGAAGAGAUGCUGGACCAUCAAGAAAGUGCCCAAAAUCUGCCGGAUGGAGGCUGAUGGAGGACCUUGCAGGAGUCACCUAAGAAGAUAUGCUUUUAACUUGAGCUCAAUGAGGUGUGAGGAGUUCAUCUACGGUGGCUGCUAUGGAAAUGCCAACAACUUCAGAGAUUUGCAGUCUUGUGUGGACCACUGUCUGCCAGAGAAAACUGGUCCCUUGCUAUGCUACAGCCCAAAGGAUGAAGGUCUGUGCUCUUCUUCUGUGCCUCGCUAUUACUACGACAGCAAGACCAAGUCAUGCAGGGAGUUCAAAUACAGCGGCUGUGGUGGAAACGCCAACAACUUCGUCACUGAAGCCGACUGCUACAAUGUCUGUAGGAAAGCAGGGACUCAGAAACCAAGAAUCAACAAGCCAACCAACGCAUUCCGCAGAAAAACAAUGAUCAAACUGAUUAAAAAGCCUCAGACGUACAAUCCGAAGCCUAUAGCUGCUGUGCACUUGGAUGUUUGAAACACCACCUUCUGAUUCCACUUUCCUCUUUUCUAAGAUAGUUUUCACACAGUUUUACACACCAGUGCAGGUCUUGCUUUCAGAACUGCUUUUUAUCUCCAACUCAUUUUGUAUAAAGAACUGCAUUUUACAGAAGAAGAAUGAGCCCAAGUUUGCUCUGUUGCCUUUGCAGUAGCACUUUGGCAAAGCCAAGUGUUGAAAUUUCCGUGUUUUUAUGGGGGAAUGUUAGUAGCACCGUGGGAGAGUAUUUUAGCUGUUCCUUAGUAUAACCAAGGAGAUUACAAAGCUAAAUCUCCACCAUGGAUGGUUUUUGUUGGCGUCCUCUGCUUGCUAGAGAAAAGGACCCUUUGGAAGGGGUGUUUGGAGGUUCAGUGCCUUGCUGAUUUACACACUUUGCACUGUUGAUUAAGCAGGCUGUCCUUUGCAGUUAUGCUCACAACCAAUGCUUUCAGGAGCUUUCAUAACAAUAAAAGAAGCAUAAACUUCAAUCUGGCUCUUCCCACAAGGAAAGGUGGGAAACGGGAUACUUUGCUAAACACACUGACAAAGGCAAUGAAUAAGCUAGGGGAGGAUUCAAGUGGGAAAAGUAGCCAUUACUUUUUCAUGCUGUUUGAAAUUCCUGCUGAGUUAUACUCCAGGUCCUCCUAUGGCAUAAACCAGCAUCUUUUUGAUUUUAAUGGAGCUAUGCUGGGUACAUCUGCUGAGGAUCUUGACAGCUGUGUUUGUGGUGGCUGUACAGCAGAAGAGCAGAAGCCUCUGCAGAUCUCAUGCAAUCCCUUGUUGGAGGCACUAUUGUAUUUCUUGUGACAGAUAAUGCCUAUGAUGAUACUAUUAAGCCUCCUUUUGUGUUUUGUAUUUGAGCCGUGUCUGAAUUUCAAUUAAUGUUAAUAAAAUAU
Messenger RNA from Indicator indicator, 1640 nucleotides. It is a transcript of the gene TFPI2, whose product is annotated as tissue factor pathway inhibitor 2. Gene Ontology annotation, molecular function: serine-type endopeptidase inhibitor activity. The transcript is spliced from 5 exons. The record is from RefSeq and is a predicted model, not a curated record. Bases 1 to 744 code for a protein of 247 amino acids. Lineage: Eukaryota; Metazoa; Chordata; Aves; Piciformes; Indicatoridae.